This is a messenger RNA of Cotesia congregata, 219 nucleotides long. The record is from the annotation of a GenBank genome assembly. NCBI's taxonomy places the organism in Eukaryota, Metazoa, Arthropoda, Insecta, Hymenoptera, Braconidae.
GCUUACACUGUAGACGUAAUGCAUGAUAUGUUGGAAGGAGUUGUGCAACGGGAGAUACAUUUUAUUAUUGAGUUGAUCGUUAAGAAAAAAAUACUAACACUAGAUAUAAUUAAUACAAGGAUACAGGAAUUUAAUUUUGGCAGCAUUGAAAUGAAAAAUCGGCCUAGUCCAAUAGUUUUGAAGCAGUCAGGCUUAAUAGGUCAACGCGCAGCACAGACA